GGUUCCACUGGACAUUGUUGGUGUGUGGACGGUAGGGGACAGGAGAGAAGAGGAACCAGGACUCCACCUGGAACACCACGUGUAGACUGUGACAGACCAGAUGAACCAGAGCGUCCUAAAACUCACUGUGAGCACAACAGAGACAGAGCACAGACUACAAGUUCAGAAGGACAUCCUAUAGCUGGAGCCUAUGUACCCCAAUGUGAUGCUAAUGGACAGUACACUCCUAGACAGUGCCACGGUUCCACUGGACAUUGUUGGUGUGUGGACGGUACGGGACAGGAGAGAAGAGGAACCAGGACUCCACCUGGAACACCACGUGUAGACUGUGACAGACCAGAUGAACCAGAGCGUCCUAAAACUCACUGUGAGCACAACAGAGACAGUGUUCAGACUACAAGUUCAGAAGGACGUCCUAUAGCUGGAGCCUAUGUACCCCAAUGUGAUGCUAAUGGACAGUACACACCUAGA
Micropterus dolomieu (smallmouth bass) is the source of this 471-nucleotide messenger RNA. RefSeq names its product saxiphilin-like. The record is from RefSeq and is a predicted model, not a curated record. NCBI's taxonomy places the organism in Eukaryota, Metazoa, Chordata, Actinopteri, Centrarchiformes, Centrarchidae. Gene Ontology annotation, cellular component: basement membrane. The transcript has 4 exons. Gene Ontology annotation, biological process: cell-matrix adhesion. The annotation marks the transcript as partial.